AUGGAACUCGACAAUUACAUUGAGAAGCUCGCUGAGAUCCUGCUGCGAACGGACGACGACGCCGCCCGAGUAUGGCAGCGCGUAGCCCAAACCGCCGAAACCGCCUGCGCCGAUACCGCACCGUCCUCGGACAGCCACAGCACCACGGACUUUUCGAGCGCAUCUACCGACAGCAGCCGUACCCCGGGCCUAGGAUCACUGUCGGCCUUGGGCAGCGAACCACCGCCAUUAGCACCACUCUCCCGCCCACCCGGGAAACCAGCAGCACCAGGCAGCAAGACCACGUCGGAAACACCGGGGUCCGCACCCGCAGUGAAGGGCGGUCAGCCGAAACCGCCGCCGCCUCGACUACCCGGGAGCACUCGUAGGCCCAAGAAGGGGCCUAAAAUUAGACCAGCACCUCCCAGGCUAGUGAAUCUAGCGCGCCGAUCCACCGCUGCCGACCAACGCGGGUUUCACGGACCACCCACCGGCCCACCAACUGGACCAGCUGUACCGGAGGAUCUCAUCCCCGUCAUCACCUUGGACGGGCCCACCAGUACGCCGCCAACCACCACAGCACCGAGUAUGCCGGCACUCAACAACGACGAACCGGAAGUAAUGCCCGUCGUCUGGGCCGGGCCGUCCAUACGGGCCAGCGAGCCCUUCAACGGGAAAGUGCGCGUAGUUCGGGUCCCGCCAACACCGCAAGCCGAGGUCCUGUCGAUCAAGCAACCACCGAUGCAAGGGCCCGCGAUGCCACCACUGGUACCGAUCCUCCUACCAACCGGAGAGCUGUGGCACGUGCCGUACUUUGCGGUAAAGGUGUCCCGGAAGUACCGCCUCCGUACCCUGGAAGGACGCUGGAGCCUGCGGUUCAACAGGCAAGGACAGCUACGCUAUGCUAACCGCAUCGGCUAA
This is a messenger RNA of Harpegnathos saltator (Jerdon's jumping ant), 900 nucleotides long. RefSeq names its product nascent polypeptide-associated complex subunit alpha, muscle-specific form-like. The coding region runs from base 1 to 900 and encodes 299 amino acids. The transcript has a single exon. NCBI's taxonomy places the organism in Eukaryota, Metazoa, Arthropoda, Insecta, Hymenoptera, Formicidae. The record is from RefSeq and is a predicted model, not a curated record.